Messenger RNA from Ostrea edulis (European flat oyster), 12123 nucleotides. Its product is annotated as parathyroid hormone/parathyroid hormone-related peptide receptor-like. Lineage: Eukaryota; Metazoa; Mollusca; Bivalvia; Ostreida; Ostreidae. Gene Ontology annotation, molecular function: peptide hormone binding; G protein-coupled peptide receptor activity. Gene Ontology annotation, cellular component: plasma membrane. The transcript has 13 exons. Gene Ontology annotation, biological process: adenylate cyclase-modulating G protein-coupled receptor signaling pathway; cell surface receptor signaling pathway. The record is from RefSeq and is a predicted model, not a curated record. The coding region runs from base 9976 to 11391 and encodes 471 amino acids.
CACAAAAAAUAAGUGCGAUAACUCGGUAAAAAAUUGAGAUGACCACAAAAUUUUUCUUGUCAUGUGACCCCAAUGGUCUAAGGUUGUUUUUUUCUGAGCCGAACAAUGUUCCGAUUGAUAAUUAUGGUCAUAAAUAUUUAGCACUUACAUCAUCUGUGAAACUUUUGAUAUGUACGUAGAUAUAUAGAAAAGAUAUUUGAAUGCGCCCUGCUAUUACAAUUUUUGUUCAUGUUCUUCUGGAAGAUGACGUUAAUUAAAGCCUCUCUUUAAUUCCAGCUGCCUAAUACCCCCCCCCCCCCCACACACACACACACACGCACACACGUACAGAAGUACCUUUGGUAAAUGACUGUUUGUACACAUAGUAUAAACUGAAUAGUCCAACUCUUUAAAGUAGCGGAACUAAAUAGUUUAUUUCUGGCUAUUAAAUGUAACGAACAAACGAAAACAAAGACAUGUGUUAGUACAGAAGUAGUGGACACGAAACUAGAAUGCUGGACACAAGGCGGAUGUGGCUUGACCGGAAGUAAAGACCUGCGGCGUCGUUGAUAAACACACCACUAUCUAUUUUAUCCAUUACCCAGAAUUACCAGUACCUUCAGAUGUGGGUUUUCCUGAUAUGUUUGUGUUAUUGUUUAUUUUUAAGGUUGACCUCCGAGUUCGUAUUGUUUUACGAUGGGCUAGAUUAGAGACUCAAAUCAAUCUCCGAUGUUCGAAUAUACCCACUAAGCAUAGCGCCUUGGAUUUCGCAUUUUAAACGAAUAAUUAAAAUGAGCUUUUAGCUUCUCACACGAAACCAAACUUCUUAAUUUUCUUUUUUUUUUUUUUUCUUUUUCACUCGUUUAUAUACCCACAGAGUGCUGUUGUCUGUUGGAGGAACAAUAAACCAGACAAAAAGCUACAAAUCCACUUAUUAUGAAAAAUCAUUUUAGGUCGCAAAUUUUUCUGACUACGAGAUAGAUGUUGUAUCUCCGAAUUUUCAUAUUACCACCGACGAAUUUUUAACAUGGAUCUCCUAAUGUUCUAAAGUCCCAUCCGAACCACAGACCCUCCACGCUAAUACAGUUAACAUGUUUGCGUAGCUAUUGGCAGAUUCCAGUUUAAAGGAAACCCGUUGAUUUUCAUACAUUCACUUUAUCUCUAAGAACAAUCAUGUUUGUGUAUAGUAUUUUCCCACAUAUAUUUUAUCAGAUAGAUAUUCUAAACUAUACCCUGUUGAAAAUACCGAUAUAUCUCAAUAUAUUUAGAUAGCAAUUAGAUACACAAAUUAAUUUUCAACGUCCAAAUAAUCAUAGUACGUCUUAAAAAAACCCCAGUUAUAAUCGUUUUGAUUUUCAUUAAUGUUAGUGUGCAGGGAACGAUAAGCAACAUGGCGGUAUUUCACUGCGUGCGCGUCACAGAACUGAACUACGGAAAAUUAAGGAGGAAUAACACGAAUCUAGUAUGGAAGGAAAGUGGAGAAUAUGUACGAUCAACUGAAACUGAAAACUUUCAAAUUUAUCUCAUCUAGUUUAAAAUGCAGUUUUAGUGAAACGUAAUCUGGGGAAAAAAUCAUUAAAACCGCAACUAGACUCGAAGCCAGUAGCUAGAGAUCAGUAGCUGACACGUUAACCAGUUAGGGUAUUACAUCUAAAAGGAAUGUACAAAUAUUACUGAUAUCUAUACUCAUGUUUCAUUAGGAAUCAGCCAUUAUGACGAUGUGUUAUUCCUCCUUAAGAUAACACUAACAUGGCUAAGAAGACCGCCAUCUUGAUUAGGUUUCAGUGAAUGUUAUUAGUGGUAGUGAACUCUAAAGAUUGACACUGGAAUUAACCCACGUAUAAUCGUCAUGGAUAAUCGUCAAGCCCAAUAUUUCCGUGUAAUUCAAACUAUGACUUGAUCUAGCGGCCGUCUCUCGAUAUGCUAUUUUUUGGAAUUCAAGCUAAAUGUUUCGGUUCCAGCUGACAAAGCUUGUAGCAACAUUGUAUUUGUAAGGCGCAUCUUAAACUUGGCAUUCAUUUCAUAUUCGACAAUUUUACUUAUACUCCAACUGCCCUUUCAAUAGAUGAAAUUCUUCAAAAUAAUGGUGUAUUCUAAUUGCAUUUAAUAUCUCAGUCAAUGGGACGAAUGAAUAUGAGUUACAGUGCCUAUGCUGAAUUUCAAUGCUUCUCAAAAACCCUUACACACAGAAAUGCGUUGCUGGAUUCAGUAAAUGUUCUACCUUUGUUCCUCACUGUGGUGAAAAUUAAAGAAACUUCAAAUGCAUUAUACCACAACAUAUGCAAGAAGUGGUGUGAAUCAAAUGUGGAUUCUAAAAGAUCCCAAAGAUCUUUUAGCAAAUUUGAAAUCAAAUAAUUCUUCGAAAGCCGACAACAUAAAAUGUCGGACUUUUCGACAAGUUACAUGACCAUUCCUCACAAUGAAUUCAAGACUAGACUUUUUGACAUCAUAGACAGCUGCUUCUUCAAUAAAAAUGGAACACGAAUAUAUUCAUAUCUAGUGAUCAAUCCACAGAAUGACUUUGUUAAACAUCUCUCCAAUUCUUCGCACAAGUACUCUGAAUGUGAUACUAUAAGGAUGCUGGAGUUGCUCAUUCAAAAUAUCUACAGUCUUGGAAUUCCCAUGAACACAAAGUGUGCUCCUUUAUCAGUUGACCUGUUUGUAUAUUCAUAGCUUCUGCACGAGAAGAAAAAUAUUUUGCUAUGGCUUUCAACUCGACAUUUGGUUAUAUUCACGACGUUUUGUCUUUUGAUAAUACUCAUUCUAAUUCAAAUGUGGAUUUGACAUAUCCAAGUGAACUCGAAAAUAAAAACACUUCAGCCUUGCAUAUCUGUUUCAUACCUUGAAUUAUUAUUGAACAUGCAUAUAUAGAUGUUAACGGGUGUGACUGGUCGACAGGGGAUGCUUACUCCUCCUAGGCACCUGAUCCCACCUCUGGUGUGUCCAGGGGCCCGUGUUUGCCCAACUCUCUAUUUUGUAUUGCUUAUAGGAGUUAUGAGAUUGAUCACUGUUCACCAUUAUCACCUGUAUACUGAUGAUGUUUAUGUCUCUGAGUCAAUACGCACUUAUGUUCUGAGUAUGGUCAGUUUUUAAAUGGAGACAAACUAAUGACAAAACACUUGAUGUUACAGGGGUUUUAACAGUCUCGCUUAAAGUCAGCAUUUCGCAAAUUCUAUGGAUGUUAUAAUGAUCUAGUUUACAAAUACCAUCUGUCAUUGAAUUGAAUGAUGUCUGACGUGUUGUAUACCCAUUGUUAGGACGUGCUUUACAUACUGAUUGUUAGGACGUGCUUUACAUACCGAUUGGGAUCAAGUGCGGAUUACUCCGUUUACCUGAUUAAGAUGUAGGGCGGCUAUGAGCGGUCAACAGGGUUUCUUACUCCUCCUAGGCACCUGAUUCCACCUCUGGGUGUGCCCGGGGGUUCGUGUUUCCCUUACGCUUAAUUUUGCAUUCUUUAUAGGAAAUGUCCAAUGUUCGUUUUUUUCCCUUUUCAUGCAUGACCUCAAAGUAAAUUACACCGUCGUCAUUUUAACAGUUUCAAUUAUGUAGGUGCUGAAAUUACAGCAAAUCGGACACUUGCGGUCCAUGUACGGUCCGAUCUCAUCGUUUUUUAAUAGAGACCGCCUGUUGGGUUCCGAUGUUGAGAACAGAGCCGCACCCGAUCGAGGGUCUCCAAUGAGGAGCUAUAAUUUGGUGCAAUCUACUAGUAUUUCAGUAAUUGAUUGCUAUUUGAAAUUUUAGGUACUAUGUACUUUUCAUCUACGGCGACAGUCGUCUGGUAUCUAGUUUAGUUUAUAAAUAUUCUAGUCAACACAGAAAAGGACGGGACGGCAGGCUUGUGGUCAUCCUCUCCAUUACUGACCUCAUUGGUCGAACACUGUAAACUAGGAAUGAAAAUAUCUGCCAUUGUACCUCACCAAAAUUUAUACUAAUAUCCAGGUAUUAGUUAUUUUAAAAGACGAAGUAAGGGAAACGUUCAGUACUCUUUUAUUGUCCCAUGGUCGUAUCAGUCAUGUGACUCGCCAUCAAUUGCCUCUGCACAUGCGCAAAAUGUCAUUAAAUCGAAAUAUGACUUAAAGGGACUGGUUCAUGAUUUUUGAAAAAAAUGUCAUUUUUGAUGCUAAAUAUUAGAAAUAUAACUGAAUAACAGCCAACAUUUUGACCUUCUGAAUGCAAGAAUGAAAGCAUUAAUUUAGUCCUAAAUCUGUGUUAUGUAAAGAAAGACUCGAUUCUUUUCAUGUAUACAAACAAACCAGUGAAAUGUUAAUUUUGUAUAACGCAUCAUAAUUUUGCAUAGUCACAAACUGUAACUUUUAGAUGACACAUUUUACCCACAGAAUGUUUGAAAUGUGAAAGAUAUAAACUUAGAUCGAUAGAAAUUUUCGUAAACAAUAACAUACUGCAAUCCUUGUUUACAAAACAAAUAAUAAACUCUCUAACAUGAGGUUCUGUGAUAAUGCAUAACCUUACUUUUUAUGUGAAAUCUUUUAAACACAUUAGACAAUAGAUUUUGAUCAUUAAAAGUGAAAAACAAAAUUUUGGGGAAAAUCGUGAAUCAGUCUCUUUAAGAUUCAAUGUAACAUACAAUGUGAUGGGGAAGGUCACGGUCACAAAAAAAAAAAAAAAAAAAAAAUAGAUAAAAUAAAUAAAUGGAUAAAAUGAAUAAAUAGAUAUAUGAAAUAAAUAAGUAGAUAAAAAUCAGGACAUGGUUAAAAUUUUUCCUAAAACAUUGAACGUCAUAUUUGGAGGAAUUUCUCGGAAACAAAAAUCAAUUAUAAAGCAAUUCCGCAAUACAUCACACCCUUCAAAGCAGGAUUUGUAAAGAUUCACGUUUCUUCUGUUGCAUUCUCACGGAAUAUCAGCUAACAGUCGUCAACUUGCAUUUGUGCAAAGCCGUUGUUUAAUCAGAUUGAUUUUCUUAUUCUCACUGCCUGUACCGGUUAGAGGUGACUUGAAGGUCAUCUUGUGAUCAGCAUUAUAUGCAUGCAUAAUACUUUAAAAUUAUGUGUAAUAUCAAAGUAAAUAAUUCUUAUUUUUUAAUUUAAUUUUAUUUGAAGAUUUGUUGAUAUGUACAGCUUAAGAAAUCCAUUGCGAUCGUGAAUAGUGUAAUUAUCCCGCGUUUGGAAGAAUAGCAGGGAAAACGUUGUAUGAUACACGUAAGAACGUGUUCGAAUGCCUAUGCGCAGUGAUACAUGUACAAGUUGUGACCAAAAGAGGACUUAUAUUAAGUAUCUAUGUCACGAGUAAUUAAGGCAGUCUCACUUCCAAGUCCACAUAGCACAGUUUUCUUUUUAUUAUGAACAAGGUAUGAUAUUCACCCUUAGAAGUUACUUAACACUUGCUUUCAGACACAACUAUGGAAACCAUAGCCCCCCCCCCCCAAUAAAAAAAAUUCCAUCUAUGUUUUUUCCUUGGCGGUUUUAGCGUCAAUGAUGGGGGUUUUUCUCGACAUUUUAUUAUCUAAUUCAAUACUUCCAUAAGCUUGUUUAAGUCAGUUGCCUUGUAGAGUAUUUGUUGUAAGAUUAUUAAACGCCGGCUGUCCGACGGGCUUGUCUGGCUACACCAACGUUUUGUUUGUUGUCUUGUACGCAAAAGGGCUGCAUUCAAAGCUUGAUAUUUCCCCCGCAAUACCACGACAGACGAGACUUGCGACGCACUGUAAUCUGUUGCUUCUUUGUAGAUCACUGGGAUUUUUUUUUAUCCUUUACUGCAUAGUCGCAAACCAUUCUUAUUGUCCCUGUUCACACUAUAUAUUGUAGCCGUCGUUGUGUGAUUAAGGAGGUGCUCUACAUCGUCAUAAUGGCUGACUUCCUUUUAAAACAUGGGGGAAAAUAUAAUUGUCUGCACUAUUUGUCUAUUCAUUUCAAAAAUCUUCGCCUAGCUAGUAGCCCAGUAGGUUAGCACAUGAUUACUGAACUGUAGAUCGCGGCUUCGAGUGCUGCAGGGGUUUUAAUUUUUUUGCAGAUUGCUUUCUACUAAGACUGCAUUUUUGACUAAAUAAAGUAAAUUUGAAAGUUUUCAAUUUCAAAAUAGUGUUGUUCAUACCCUCCAUUUUUCAUCCUUAUCAAAUUUCUCUGGUGUAGCAUACCUCCUUAAGAAAGUCAUCGACUAUAAGUGAAUAUUUACAUGCAUGUCCAUAUACAUGUAUCAACUAAUCGGAGAGCUCCAACAAUUGUGGGGAUGCAAACAAAAAUAUAGAUAAAUAAUUUUUUUAAAAAAAGAAGAAAAAGCCCAUAAAACCCGUAGAUCAUCACAUAUACCUCGUAGCGGAAUAAUCUGAUGAUUGCCGAUUAGGAGGAACUGAUUCAAUAACCAAUAGAAAUCAGUUUAUUGACACAAGAGUAAGUAUGGCAUCUGUUGUUACGGCGGAUUUCAUUUAUUAUAUAACUUCUAAGAGAGUGAUCUAUAAGUGUUUUCCCUGUAAUUAUUUGUAAACAUAUGCUACACGUUUCCUAUAGGUGCAGCCAUUAAAAUAUCAAAAUAUGUUACCGUGACUUUGAUUGGUCAAGAGUAUUCAUGAAAAUCGAUCAUGCAGCCAUGUUUGGGAUAGGGGUAGGUACUCCAAAUCCCCGUAAGCGUGGCUAGUGACGAUGAUAUGCCUUUACUCGAAAUAACCUUCUACAAUAACUUAAUUUUUCUAAGCAUGAAAAAUGUACCAUGUUCUCCUGAUAAUUCUUUAUUUGCAAAUAUCACAGGUAUUAUUUCAGGACCGUAGCGGCGAGGGAUCUUUACCGUGCCAACGCCCACAGUGACACGUGACCUCCGUCAGAAGGUCAUAUCGCAAAGUUCUAUACAGUUCAAUUUAAGAAUGUGUACUGCAUGGUCAUAAUGACUGACUUCCUUUUAAAACUUGAAUGAAAAUAUAAAUAUGAGCUAUAAUUGUAUAUUCCUGUUAACUUAAUUGCCUAGCUCAGAAGGUCAGAUGUCAACUGCAGAACUGUAGGUCCUAUGUUUCGAGUCCAGCAGGGGUUUUAUUUUUCUUUCUAUUAAACUGCAUUUUCAGAUUAAAUAAAGUGAAUUUGAAAGUUUCUAAUUUCAAAAUAUUGUUAUAAAUAUCCUUCACUUUUUAUCCACAUAAAAAUAUGGUGUAGCAUCUUCCUUAAAUGCCGGGCGCUUAGUGAAGGAGCCGUAACUAUCUGUGUUGAACGUCCCAGGUUGAACGCGGCAAUAGGGUCAAUAUACGAGCCCCCUGCCCUCUAGGCUAAAUACAUUUGUAACCUACCAUUGGUGAGGCUAAAUUUCUUGACGGAAUACAAGAAAAAUGCAGGUCAGACCUUUACAAUGUGAAAUAUGUAGAGGUAGAAAAUGAAAUGUAAUUUUUGGUCAUUGAUUCAUUUGUAUAUUGAUAAAUGUAUUAAGAAACAAGAAUAUUGAGAGCAUAUUUAUGCAAACAAUCGCUCGCCCACCUACCUUUCUGGGGGUUACAUGACGAGUUUAACAUUAGUUCGGGAAAUGAAGUGGGGCAGACGGAUGGACAGACGGGGAGGAAACUUGACGUAAUUUUGACUUUCCGAUCAGGGACCAGUACGCGAUGUUUUGUUAUUUGGUUAAUUGACUUGUUAAGGAUGAUGAGUUGUAUCGGGGACUUCCGAACACGCGCACAGCGCCAUGUACAGGCUGUGUUAUAAUCUCACCAUCAACAGAGGUACUAGAAAUGUCUUUAACUAUAGAGUUUUAAAUAAUUCUAAAAAUAUGGGGGGAAGUAUGUAUUAUUUGAGUGCGAUUAUGGCUAUCUAGAUGGAUUAAGGUGUGUGAAAGCACCUCAUAACAUGAACAGUCAUAGUCAUGUUCUUCAGCCUAUUGUUCGCCAUGCGAUGCUAAUAAUGAUAACAUUGACCAUUAAUACAGGGGUUAAAUAAAUACAUGUAAUCACAUUUGUGUAGUUUCACGAUCGCAGCGAAAUGUUAAGUUAAAAUAAGAAUGUCAUAUUGAAUGGGAACUUCUGUCGUUGAUGUUGUCCAGCAUAUUGUAUAAAUAAGCCGAUGGAACAAAUCCAGAUAAUUCUCAAUGGGAGGUAGGUGAUGGCUACCCAGUUUGUACCUCUUCCGAUUCCAAAAGAGAUUGAAGAGUCCAAAUGACAAAAAAUUUAAAUCUUUAGACUUUUCUUCCAAGAAGGGGGGGGGGCAUAAAUCCCAUAACCCUUUACGUUCAGCCGGAGACAGUGAGAAACUACUGAACUUCCGGUGGUGAUGUCGCGUCCAUGACACUAUUCCAUGAUUUUGAUGAGUUCAUCAGUCAUUGUUUGCUUCAGGCUAAACUAAAAUAUCAAGGGAUUCCUGUCUGUGGAUCUGAAAGACACCCCCUGUAUCUGUUCGAAUGUAAGGCUUCAAGUCUUGAUACGGGAUUUCUUUCAUUAGAAUUAUUAUUCCUAAUCAAAAAUACAAUGGCGAUUUUGUAACUUUAUGCGUGCUAGUGUCAGUUACGAAGUUUAUUUCAAAAGAAUACCAUUACAGAAGUAUUCAUAACAAACAUGCGUCGAGCUUAUCAGAUUCCCUUAACCUCCAAUGCAUAGCUUUGAUCUUCUCACUUCCAAAGACUUGAAGAAUGUUUGUACCUAUUGUCUCAUUCUUACGGUUCGCGGGAAUAAAUGAACCUGGAAUUCAUUCCUCUUUGAUACACAGAUAUAAUCGAAUUUAAGAUUGAUUACAUUUGAAAUCGUGACUGUGCGUUUUGUUUCUGAUUUUUUAAAGGAACAUAUUCAUUAGAAAUAUCGUCUGCCGUCUUUUCCAGUAGCGUUCAUUUAAACUUGUACUCGGCUUGACACUGCGUAUAAUUAUCGCAUUAUACGUUACACCCGUGCAUUUGUAUAUGAAAGAACGUUGAUAUCUCGUUAUAUUUACCAAUAUUUUGUUACAAUUGUUUCAAAGAUAUGCAGAUUCAGUGUAUGUUUGAUAUGGAAUACAAGUAAUUUAUUCAUUUAUUUCGAUUGAAGGACAACCUGGGACAAUUUACGCAUUGCAUGUUUAAGCCGUGGAGUGCCCCAACUUAUUUCAUAUCGUAUAAAAUAAUUAGAAAUUACAUUCAUUCCUUAUACAUGUGAUUUAAUCCAAUAAAACGUAUUUGAUGCAUGACCAGUUCUAAGAUAAAUUUAUGAAUUUAUAAUACGCGGAGCAAUAUUGCCGUAACAAAGCAGUAACCGGGUAACAAAACGUAUUCAUUCGGCAAACUUCAGCAGGUUCCGGUACCCUAGAUGGAAUCGACCGAGGUGAUCCGAGUGCAAACGUAUUAUGACGCCGUUGCUAGGAAGUGACGUAAAUGUAGUACGACUACCAUAAACAAAUGGAACACCAUCGUACAUUUCCGUAACCGAAAAACACCCCGAAAUUUAUUUGUUGUUAUGGUGUUCCAAUUGAAAAGUCAGGUGAAUGCUGUUAUGGCCUGUGAGUCUGUUGUAAUGACAACAUAGGAGGAGAGCGUGUAAGAAUUAAGAAAAUGUUUCAUUCAACCCAACAGAACAUCUGAAAUAAUGUGAUCAUAAUGUUCAUACAAAAAAAACCCCAAACAAAAUAUGUAAAAAAUAAAAUAAAAACCAAACAAAAUAUGUAAAAAAAAAAAAAAAAAAAAAAAAAAAAAAAAAAAAAAUUGUCUUGUGGGGAUCGGGGUUAUGAUAGAUCCUCAGUACCCCUGGCUUGUCGUCAGAUGCGAAUAAACGCGGAUGAGACCGCAAAAACCGAGGCCCCGUGUCACAGCAGGUUUGGCACGAUAAAGAUUCCUCCCUGCUCAAAGGCCGUACGCGCAGACCAAAGUCCUAAAUUUUACGUGACGUCUCCAUAUCAGUGAAAAAUUCGCGAGCGGGACAUUAAACAAUUUAUAACCAACUAACAUGAAAUAAAUUGGGGAAGUACAUCCGUUCUGUCUAGAACCGUUCCUUGUUAAUGAGACUUUAGGUCUGAGAAUUGAAAAUCAUUUUUAAAAAACGUCUUUCUAAAGAUAUGCAAGCGAAUUUUAUUGCUAGUGCAUUGUUUUGUAUGAUUUAUCUUUUGUUUCUGACAGAAAAUGUAUAUUGUGAAGUCAAUAAUCAAAGAGAAGCAAGUGGAACUGUUGCAGAAAGCGAACAAGAGCUGUCUUAAUGAGACUACAGGCCGAAAGCAAUCGAUAUCAGGGCUCUACUGCAACCAGACGUUCGACAAUCUCGUCUGCUGGCCAGACACAAAGGCAGGAACUGUGGCCGAACAGAACUGCCCAAACUACAUCAACAAUUUCAAUACUAGAGGUAAAGCUCGGCGAGAGUGUUUACCCAAUGGACAGUGGUACGUGCAUCCGUUCUACAACAGAACAUGGACAGAUUUCUCAGAAUGCCGGAGCAAAACAGAGCCGCCGAACCCACUAAAGGAUCAUCUACCGAUACUGAGCAGGCUGUGCGUGGUGGGCUACAUCGUGUCGCUGGCUUGUUUGUUUGUUGCUGUUUGUUUGAUGGUGAGAUUUAGGAGAUUGCACUGUCAGAGAAACGUGAUCCACACCAACUUAUUCGUUUCGUUUAUUCUGCGAUCUAUAAUUUGUCUUGUUAAAGAAGUGUUCCACACACCAGACGGGAGGUCAUCUGUCGUAAACAACAUUGCGACACUUAUGACAGAGGGAUCGACCUGGCAGUGUAAGCUGGUGUUCUCCUUGUUUAACUACAUCAUCUUGGCUAACUACAUGUGGAUCUUCAUAGAAGGUUUCUACCUCCAUAAUCUCAUCUUCAUUUCCGCAUUUGAGAAAAGUAGACGGUUCCAUCUUUACAUUCUAGCGGGAUGGCUGCUCCCUCUCCUGUGUGUGAUUCCGUGGAUACUGGUCAGAAGAUUCCUCGAGGAUACACUGUGUUGGAGCACUCACACUGUGGAGAAUAAAUUUGUAUGGAUAAUUCGGGGACCAAUUGUGGCCUCCAUUGUGGUAAAUUUCAUAUUUUUCAUCAACAUCAUUCGGGUUAUUUUCACCAAGCUGACAGCCUCUCACGUACAUGACAAACAUCGGUACAGAAAACUGGCCCGCUCUACCUUGGUUCUGAUACCUCUGUUCGGGGUCUACUACAUGAUUUCUGUAGUCAUGCCUGAGUGCAUGGACCCGGAUGUAGAACUCGUCUGGUUGUACACGGAAGGUGGAGUAAACUCAUUUCAGGGUUUUCUCAUUGCCCUGCUUUUUUGUUUUCUGAAUGGCGAGGUUCAGCAGGAAGUACGCAAAAGUUGGAACCGGAAGUGUAAGCUACGACGGUUCAGUACGUCAUCGAGGUCCAGCAGAACUCUGUCUAUCGGGUCAACCAUGUAUGCCAAAAACCUAAAGACCGGUGUUUUAGCUGGAAAUAUCGGAACAGGAAAGAAAGAUGGCAAAACACAGCAUGGACACCAAAUAUUCAAGAACGCCAGCAACGAUUCGGGAAGGGACACAAAGACCGAAGAGAAAGCUCAAAUGCAGGAAGUCCGAAGAUUGUUAUAAUUAUUCACAUAAAAUAACAAAACAGAUUGCUCAUCCCACGUGAUAUUACAUUUGAGACGGGAGCCGUGAAUUUCUGAUAUUGAAUGGUUAUCAGAGGGGGGAUAUGGGCGGGACUUCGGACACUUUGGCCUAUUCGUCGGGCGCCCGUAAAAUCAUCUUUCUCGACAACUUCGUAGAUCUGUACCCAACAUUUCGUUCAGAGUAUUUUACAAGAAUGAAUAAAGUUCUCAAAGCACUUUCACUAGAUUGAGAAAAAGAUGCGAGUUUGUGUCUCACAUUCUGUAUUUCUGUAGCACAAUGGUGAUCUUGUUAUGAGGGAGAGAUCAUAAGAAGUGAAAUGUUGAUGCAGAAAGCGAGACAAAUCAUGAAAAUGCAUGAAAGGCGCACGGAAGGAGUGAUUGUACGGUACUAUGGUCGAUAACGUGGUAACCACCAGAUGAUCGAUGCCAUAUUAAGGAUUGUGAAAAUUAUCUGGAGAUAAUUGGCCGCUUCGCUUAAUUACUCCUUACUAUGUAAUUAUCUGUAUAGUUUACCAUAGUUCACAAUCCAUCAUUAAGAUUAUAGUUUGCGAUACGGAAACCUAUGAUACUUUGAUUGUUUAUGAGAAAAGACAUGAUUCCUUGAAUUCCAUGUGCAUGUGCUUUUAAUACUGUUUAUUGUUCACAACGAUGGUGAUAAUGUUAUAACUUGAAUUGGUAACUACAUGUCACAAAAUAAAUAUUUAGAAAACAA